AAUGCAUUUUCUUAAUCAGGAGUCUUGAGGUUGACUUUAUUCUUCUGGCUGGAUAUCUCAAACUUAUACCAGCUGAGUUGAUCCGAGCAUAUCCCCGAUCCAUAUUGAACAUCCAUCCAUCACUGCUUCCAGCUUUCGGUGGCAAAGGUUAUUAUGGUAUGAAGGUGCAUAAAGCAGUCAUUGCUUCAGGAGCCAGAUACUCAGGGCCAACCAUCCACUUUGUUGAUGAGCAUUAUGACACAGGGCGUAUCCUGGCUCAAAGAGUUGUACCUGUGCUUGCAAAUGACACUGCAGAGGAGCUAGCUGCAAGGGUACUCCAUGAGGAGCAUCAGUUAUAUGUGGAGGUAAUGGCUGCAUUAUGUGAAGAUCGUUUAAUUUGGAGGGAAGAUGGUGUCCCUCUCAUCCAAAAUAGGGAAAACCCCAAUGAAUACAGCUAACAUAAUCAAAUAUGUUUCGCUUAUAGGUUGUAUCCUGUUGAAGAGUGUGACAUACAUGCGGAUAUUUUGACAACAGCAUGAUAGGGGAUGUACUUUCUAACUGAGGUUGUCUUGACACCCUUGAUUGCAUAGAAAAUGAUGUUGAUUUCCUAGCGUUUCCAAGCUUUGCCCAAAGCUUACAUGGUUUAUAAAAAUCUAUCUCUUCAUAAAAAUGAUACUGACAACAGCCAAAUGGUUUUGCUUUAUGGGAAUGAUGUCAAAUCUGAUGUAAGGAUGCAUGUUCCAGUUCUUUCAAUGGCCGAGAGUUUUUUGACACUGGGCAGUCUAGACACUUGAGCUACAUGGCCUUGGCUAACAUCUUAAAAAAGUUCCUUAAAAUAGAUCUAUUUUUAUAGCUUUCGGAAA
This is a messenger RNA of Populus nigra (black poplar), 842 nucleotides long. RefSeq names its product phosphoribosylglycinamide formyltransferase, chloroplastic-like. Gene Ontology annotation, molecular function: phosphoribosylglycinamide formyltransferase activity. Bases 159 to 437 code for a protein of 92 amino acids. Gene Ontology annotation, biological process: 'de novo' IMP biosynthetic process. Lineage: Eukaryota; Viridiplantae; Streptophyta; Magnoliopsida; Malpighiales; Salicaceae. The record is from RefSeq and is a predicted model, not a curated record. The transcript has 4 exons. Gene Ontology annotation, cellular component: cytoplasm; chloroplast.